Messenger RNA from Silurus meridionalis, 1445 nucleotides. Its product is annotated as polyadenylate-binding protein 1-A-like. Bases 309 to 1343 code for a protein of 344 amino acids. The record is from RefSeq and is a predicted model, not a curated record. Lineage: Eukaryota; Metazoa; Chordata; Actinopteri; Siluriformes; Siluridae. The transcript is spliced from 9 exons. Gene Ontology annotation, cellular component: cytosol. Gene Ontology annotation, molecular function: mRNA binding.
UAUUGGUGUGGCGGUGUGAUGCCGCCAUCGUAAGUGCUGGAAUUGAUCCUGGAAGCCACGCCUCUCUUAUGACGUUUACACCCCUGAUUAGUGCAGCAAUCUUCUGCAACGAACCAAUGAAUGGAAACGGCACAUGAAGGCGCCUGACGGCAAAUUACCAUGACGACCAUUACCAAAACAAAUAAACACAAAUACACACAUACACACACCGCACACACACGCACACACAAAUACACUGCGACCACAAAGAUUUCCCUACAUUAAUAUUUGUUUUUGUGAUUUAUUUCUCCACUUUUCCUCUUUAGACAAUGGCUCUUUUUCAAAAAUCCACUCUUGAGAAUCGUUCAUGGGGUGAUCUCAUGGACGAAUUGGACAAUGAGAUGGAGAAUCUCCAACCUUUCUGCAUAUAUGAUCCCUGGAGCAUGAAUACAAUCAGCCAGGUGGAGGAGCAGAAGGUUGAGGAGCAGCAGGUGGACAAGCAGAUGGUGAAGGAAAAGAAGGUGGAGAAACAAAAAGAACAGGCUGAAGUCCAGCAGCAGCCUGCUCGCACAAAUAAACCCCCUAAAGAACGCCUCAGCAAGAACACCAAGUCAGUUACACUGCUGCUGAGAAAUCUGGACUGCACUGUGGAUGACAGGAACCUUUAUGAAGUGUUCCUGAGAUUUGGGACUGUUCUCAAUGCACAGGUCAAUAUGGAGAACGGGCGAUCAAAAGGCAUUGGGUAUGUGACAUUUUCAUCUCCCGACGAGGCUCGAGCAGCCAUCGUGAAGAUGAACGGCAGGGUGCUGGGCAGCAGGCCGGUGUACGUAAGUCCCUCUCAGACCACCCAGGGACGAAGUCACGGCAUGAAGGUGGAAACCAUCUCGCCUUCGAAACCCUGCCCAGACCCCAGACCCAAUGCCAACAAGAACAUCCAUCCACAGAAUUCAGUUCCAGAUCUUGGAAAAACAAAUCAGCAGCAGUGGAACAGGCAGUCCACACCGCAGCCCCUCGGACUGGACACCCAGGAAGUCGAACUGUUCGUAAAGAACCUCGACUACGGUGUGGAUCAAAAUCGACUGCGUGAUUUGUUCUUGCCACAUGGAAACCUCACCAGCGUGAAGGUGGUACUACACAAUGGACGAUCCAAGGGCAUUGGAUUCGUCCGAUUUUCCUCUCUUGAUGAAGCCAAUAAUGCCAUCAGAGAGUUAAAUGGAAAGCUGGUGAGCGGGAGGCCACUAUGCAUCACUAUGGCUAAACAGUGGACAGGGGGCAGCCGUCCCACCAAGCCCUACCUUCAUCCGUCCAGAAACAUGCAGUGGUUCCAUCCACAGCGUCAUCGCUCUGUUGGACUGUUCUCCUAAAUUAAUUUAAAACAAUUUUGUUUUUUAUUUAAAUAAAUAUUUUUAUAUUUUAAAGAAAUUGUCAGAAUCUUUUUUACUGUAAAUAAAUGUGUAAAUAACCAA